Molecule: messenger RNA, 2356 nt
Organism: Pseudoliparis swirei
Lineage: Eukaryota; Metazoa; Chordata; Actinopteri; Perciformes; Liparidae
Gene: galnt16
Product: UDP-N-acetyl-alpha-D-galactosamine:polypeptide N-acetylgalactosaminyltransferase 16
Exons: 15
Coding region: 108-1820 (570 amino acids)
Cellular component (GO): Golgi apparatus
Source: RefSeq, a predicted model, not a curated record
CUGCGACUCACCGCAUCCACCAGAGCGCGGAGGCUGCGGCACCUUGUGCGGCGCGCGCACCUCAACCAGCCCGGGCUCGCCUCCGGAGCCCUCCGUAUGGACUCACCAUGCGCAGGAUACGGGCCAACGCCAUCGCGAUUCUGACCGUCGCGUGGAUCCUGGGGACGUUUUAUUACCUGUGGCAGGACAACAAGCCGCAGUCGUCGUCGUCGCCGUCGCUGUCGGCGUCGCAGACCCGCGGCAGGGGGGGGGGCCAUGGGCAAAAGGGGGUCUCCGGUCGGCUGGAGAUCCACCGGGACGACAGGACCAGCCCGCUGAUAGUGACCCCGCCCCCGCGCUCCGAGCAGCAGCUCCAGCUGAUGGGCGUCUUCGAUGAGAAGGCCUACAUGGCGGGGAAGCAGCUGGCGCCCGGCGACGACCCGUACCGCGAGCACGCCUUCAACCUGCAGGAGAGCGACCGGCUGGGCAGCGAGCGCAGCGUCAGGGACACGCGCCACUACAGGUGUGCCUCUCUGACCUACGACACCGACCUGCCCUCCACCAGCGUCAUCAUCACCUUCUACAACGAGGCUCGCUCCACUCUGCUCCGCACCAUCAAAAGCGUCCUGCUGCGGAGUCCUCCAUCCCUAAUCCAAGAAAUAAUCCUGAUCGACGACUUCAGCUCCGACUCUGAGGACUGCCAGCUGCUCUCUCAGAUCCCCAAAGUGAGCUGCCUGAGGAACGCCAGGAGAGAGGGUCUGAUCCGAUCCCGUGUGCGUGGAGCCAACACGGCCUCGGCCUCCAUCUUGACCUUCUUAGACAGCCACUGCGAGGUCAACGUCGAUUGGCUGCAGCCGAUGAUCCAGAGAGUCAAGGAGGACCAUACGCGAGUGGUCAGCCCCAUCAUUGAUGUCAUCAGCCUGGAUAACUUCGCCUAUUUGGCCGCCUCGGCAGACUUGAGAGGAGGAUUUGACUGGAGUCUCCAUUUCAAAUGGGAGCAGAUUCCCAUAGAGCAGAAAAUGGCGAGGAGCGACCCCACACUGGCAAUCAGGACUCCCGUCAUCGCCGGUGGCAUCUUCACCAUGGACAAGAGCUGGUUCAACCACCUGGGCCAGUACGACACCCACAUGGACAUCUGGGGAGGGGAGAACUUUGAGCUUUCUUUCCGGGUGUGGAUGUGCGGAGGAAGCCUGGAGAUUCUUCCCUGCAGCCGCGUGGGUCACGUGUUCAGGAAGCGGCACCCGUACGACUUCCCAGAAGGCAACGCUCUCACCUACAUUAAGAACACCCGGCGGGCUGCCGAGGUGUGGAUGGACGAGUAUAAACAGUACUACUACUCAGCGAGGCCGUCGGCCCAGGGCAAGGCCUUUGGCAGCAUCGCAGACCGUCUGACUCUGAGGCGGAAGUUGAACUGCAAACCUUUCCGCUGGUACAUGGAGAACGUCUAUCCUGAGCUGAGGGUCCCGGAGAAGGAAGCGGUGUCCAGUGUGCUGAGACAAGGCGGUUUGUGUCUGGAGACCCGUGGGACCGAUACACUCGGCCUGGCGGAGUGCCGGGGCAUCGGAGCCAUCAGGUCGCAGAGAUGGGAACUAAUAGAGCCUCUGAUCCGGCAGCAGGACCUCUGCCUGGCCAUUUCCGCCUUCGCGGCGGGGUCAAAGGUCAAGAUGGAGUCCUGCAAUGCAAAAGAGCCCAGACAGAAGUGGAAGCCUAAAGGCCCGGCUCUGCAGCACAUGGUCAGCGGCCUGUGUCUGGACAGCCAGACCCCGACGGGCCCUCUGGUCAUCACGCAGUGUCGCCCCCAGAUGGCCAGCCAGUCUUGGGAACCCCAAAUAAUCACCUGAACACGGCGGCGAGCGCAGAGUGGCGAGCGCACGUUCGUGAAGUCGACUCGGAGCGCCCGCUCUCCGGGUCGGAGAGCGUCCGUUGAAAACAUCGGGAAGGCCUCGUCCUCCGUCCUCCGUCCUUUGAGGGUGCCGCAGUUUAUUCUACGUAAUCUUAAGCUUUUCACACAAAAAACUGUUGCACAUCUGACUUUUUCUUUCAUUUCUGUAUCUAUCCUGGUCGGCGGUUUCUUUGCUUAUAUCUGGAGUCGGGAGGAUUGCCUCAGCGCGUGAAUACUUCUGAUGACUGUGUGGACCAGGGCAGCUUCGUAUGUAGCCUCGUCACCAUGUUUUUUAUUUGUAUUUCUGAGUGCACCAUGCAAAGCACUGUCAGGAACAUUAUUUAUUGUUUUGCAUGGUCAGACCCAAAGAAUGUUUUUUUCUUUUUUCUGUCUCUCUACGAAGUUUUAUGUAAAUAUUUGAAGCAGAUAUUUGCUUCAUUUUUUGUGUCAGGUACUCUAUAUGUUGUUUAAAAAUAAAAUGUGGUAACAAAAGAA